CAUUACUUUUUUUUCUGGUCAGCACUGGAUAAACAACCACAAUGCGAAGUGUAGUAGUGGUUCCAGAGUGCUUGAUGGACACAAGAGGACAGAAAAGAAACUAGUGAGGAAACAAAGUGGCUUUAAUGCUUUCACAAGGGAGUUUCUCCACAAAGAACAAACUGGUGGAAGUGCAGAGGUCUUUCGCACCAUCGGAGAAAAGUGGAGGAACUUGUCUGACUCAGAUAGAGAUGCCUACAAAAAGGUGGCAACAGAUUCAGGGUCAGCUGUGUCACUACCCUCAGCUGAUAAACAAGCCAAGAAGAUAAUUGGCAACAUCAUGAAACAGGUUGCAGAACUGGAAACACUUGGUGGUCAUGCACUGAUGUUAUGUGCUUAUGAUGGUGUUUGUUACCAAGGUUCAGCUGGGAUUGGUGACAGCCUUUUAAAAACAAACAUCAUGGAAACAUUUGCAAGUAGAUUACACUGUAAUUCCCUGGUGGAAAAGCAAGACGUGUCAGUAAAACAUCUACAAGAAGUGUUCAACUUCAAAUACAGUGAACUUGUCGGAAACAGAGGAAGUAAAAUGCCUUACGCUAAGAUACAGCAAUUGGGAAUUUCAUUUAAUAACCUUCCCUUGGAUUUAAAGAAAGAGAUUGGUGUUAUUCCGCGUAAACCGUCUCUUUACGGAAGCGGCCAGCGCCGAAAGCUGUGGCUCGCCCGUCAUGACUGGAGCUUUGGUAUUUCUUUGCCUGUACCCUCCAUGGAUAGUUGCACGACCCCUUCAGCCACCACUCACACAUCAACUUCUCCUACGCCCACUCCUUCCCUUGUUAAUUCGUCGACCUCCUGUUAAUUAGUACUCCCGGUUUAAGUUAAAAACCACUGCUAUUCACAACCGUAACAAUACCAACUCACAACAAACUAACUACUAAUAGAACUUACAAAACACCUCAGUCGAAAAGAUGAA
Pocillopora verrucosa is the source of this 949-nucleotide messenger RNA. Lineage: Eukaryota; Metazoa; Cnidaria; Anthozoa; Scleractinia; Pocilloporidae. The record is from RefSeq and is a predicted model, not a curated record.